Molecule: messenger RNA, 852 nt
Organism: Phycomyces blakesleeanus NRRL 1555(-)
Lineage: Eukaryota; Fungi; Mucoromycota; Mucoromycetes; Mucorales; Phycomycetaceae
Exons: 4
Coding region: 1-852 (283 amino acids)
Molecular function (GO): nucleic acid binding
Source: RefSeq, a predicted model, not a curated record
AUGAAAGCUCAAAAGCGCAAAGUUCUUUUGAUUCUUGACAAUUUCUCUGAUCAUAUAGUUGAUUAUACAUCUACAAACGUCGAGCUUCUUUUUUUGCCACCAAACACCACUUCCCACCUUCAGCCAUUGAAUAGUGGUAUUAUUCAGGCAUUCAAGGCUUAUUUCAAGUGUAAGCAGUAUGGCAAGGCAUAUCAAUACAUUGGCAUGAUUCAAAAUGGCAAUCAAGAUAAAAUCGGGCCAAUUGAUAAAAUCUUUGAAAUCGAUCAAUUGUGGGCCAUGAAAUGGAUAAGAGAGGCUUGGGAAUCUAUCUCGGCAAAGACUAUUGAGAACUGCUGGAAUGCAACAAUCUUUCACUUUAUUGAAGACGAAGAUAGUGAAGAUGUAAACCAGGCUAUGAUUCAGCAAAGUCUGGCUGAAAAGGUUCUCAUCGAGGGAUUACAAGAAACCCUGGACAAGAUUGCUGGAUCAGGUCUUCUGUCUCUGGAAGAUUGCCCAACAAAUGAGUCUGAUCCACUCUAUGAGAGACAAUGCACUCAUAGAGUGGUCAAUGAAAAUGAGAUUGCAGAUAUUGUGAUGGAAGAAUAUGACGCCAACAAAAAUGCAGCCAACAACAGCUGUUGUGAUGUCCCAAUGAACGAUGAAGAAACUGCUGAAGUGGAACCAGCAGUUUCUUUUAAGAGAACUUAUUCUGCUUCGGAAAAGUUUGAAUAUGUUUGUACACUUUUGGAUAUCUUGGAAGACGAAGAUAUUGACAGAGACUUGGUCAGUAAGGUUGAAGGCCUUCGAAACAAGUUCCAGAAAACUGCAAACUCAAAGCAAACUAAAGUCACCAGCUUCUUCAAGUCUUUUUAA